Molecule: messenger RNA, 5056 nt
Organism: Salvelinus fontinalis (brook trout)
Lineage: Eukaryota; Metazoa; Chordata; Actinopteri; Salmoniformes; Salmonidae
Product: prostaglandin F2 receptor negative regulator-like
Exons: 11
Coding region: 357-2957 (866 amino acids)
Source: RefSeq, a predicted model, not a curated record
UAGGCCUAUUAUUAAGCUCUAAAUAGCCACUAGUGAGACCACAUGAGAUGAGACAGAGCUACCUGUGAAAAUCCCUCCGCUACUCCCCUCCUCCAAAAACUGACUUCCGGACACGGCAACGUUGUUCCCUCCCCAAAACCAAACCAGUGGACUUUCACUGUACGCACGACCAUUUAACGGAUAUCCGAACGUCUACUCGCCAGUGUCGGUUCUCGUGGACAGCGUUUUGGGGAUUUCUGAGAGGUCGCCGGUGGUUGGGUUUUUGAACUGAAGGUCCGAGAGGACUCGUUUCACCCGGUGGCGGAUUUGAAUGACAAAGGGACGAACUGGGAGUUAAAAAGACGCGAAUUUGCAGGAUGGAAAAUCUCUCUCUUCUACUCUUGUUUUUAUCGAUGGGUGUAUCCCAUGCCAGGGUGGUGUCUCUGUCCCCUGGCCCUCUGCUCCGUGUGGAGGGCCAACCUGUCUCACUGCGCUGUGAUGUCACUGACUACGAGGGGCCCAGGGAGCAGGAUUUUGAUUGGACCAUGCAGCAGGGAGGGGCGGGGCCUAUCAAUGUAAUCUCUACCUUUGAACCAAAGUACUCGGAUGUGUCGCUAAGCGACCGGGUGGCCAGUGGUGACCUGAGCGUGGUGCGCCUGGGGGACAGCGUGGUGGAGCUGAGGAUACGGGAAGUGAGGUCUUCAGACAGCGCCACGUACCUCUGCAGUACACCCAGUACGGACUCUGUCUUCAGCGGGAACUACGACGCAAGGGUGACGCUCAAAGUCAUUGCUAACACCCUAAAGGUGGCCCCAGAGGUCCCAGAGCCCGUGGUCCCCGAGGGUGGCGACAUCACCCUCUCCUGCAACGUCACCCGCCACUUCACUGAUCCCACCUACCUGUCCGUCACCUGGUCGCUACGGAGACCAGGUAUCCCAUUGGUGGACAUCCUGACCGUUGGCCCAGAUGGGGAUGUGGUCACAGGAAGUGGCUCCGCCCAGCGCUACGCUGACGGAGGGCUCCGAUUGGCUAUUCGCAGAGAUGGGGCGUUUGGAUUGGUUGUUGCCGGGGUGACGCAAGCUGAUGCAGGGAUGUACGUGUGCACGGGGAGGGAAUGGAUUCACGAGGAAGGGGGUCAGUGGAAGAACAUCGUGGAGAAGACUGUGGAGAUGGGAGCUGUGGCAGUCACACCUACAGCUCGUUCCCUGUCUGUCAUGGCCAAGUCCAACACCACGCUCAACAUGGACGACACCCUGACCCUCACCUGCCUGGUCUCCGCCGGCAACUUGGCAUCCCUGGCCCUGGAGGUCACCUGGCUUGUGGACGGACGCACAGCGGUCAGCCUGGGCCGUGACGGGGUGGUCUCAAACGGGUCCCCCUCGGUGGGGCUGGAGCGUACGGGGCCAGGGGAGUUUAGGCUGGUGGUGUGGGGGGUAAGGGGGUCUGACAAGGGGAUGUACUCCUGUAGGGUCCGGGCCUGGGUCGGAGGCGGAAGAUGGUACCAGGCUGCAGAGAAGACCUCCAACCCAGUUCAAGUUCUAGUCACACAGAUCAAGCCUAAUUUCGCAGUGACCCUUACCCCCUCGUCGACCCCGCAGGUCACAGGUGACCCCACAGAGCUGGCGUGUCAUGUGACCAACAUCACCCACUUCCUUGCAGGGGGCCGACUGGGCGUGGCCUGGGAGUACACACCACUUCCUGGUCCACCAGGCGACCGCCUGACAACCGCACAGACCACCCUCCCUAUUGGUUCCCUGGAUGCCCACGGCAACCUGAAGUCUGGGACGCUGUACCGUGAUAGGUUGGAGUCUGGUGCCAUCCUUCUGACCCGAGUAGAGCCGGAUACAUUCAAGCUCCGCUUCUUACGCACACAGGAGGUGGACAUGGGGGCGUAUGCGUGCAGUGUGACAGCGUGGACUCCAUCUAGGCAGGGUGGAAUGGAGGAGGCAGCAGAGUUCCUCACCCCCCCUCUGACCGUCCAAUGGGAACCCAAACGUCCGUCUCUAACCGCCGUGGCACAGCGUGUGCGUGAGGCGGUGGCGGGCGGAGCCACCUUUGAGAUGAGCUGUACCAUAUCCCAUGUGCACUUGCAGGACCCGGGCUACUCUGUGCUGGUGCAGACUCAGGAGAGCGUGGACUCUGCCACCAGAACCGUCAUCUCUCUCAGUCCUGACUCUGUACUACAACAUGGAGGGGCUACAGACCCUAACCGCAGGGACAGCCUGGUUCUGACUAAGACGGGUCCGGCUGAGUUCCGCUUCCGUCUGGCCGGAGUGCAGCAGGCUGACAGGGGCUUCUACUGGUGUGACAUCACCGCCUGUACCAAACAACCAGGCCAGGCCUGGACCAAAGCUGUCAGCGCCAAGUCCAACAAGGUCCAGAUCAACUUCCAGGAGACUGGCCCCUCGUUCGCUGUGGCCAUCCGCUCUGACACCACCACUCUGUAUCCCUGGGAGACCGCCAAGAUGGUGUGUGCCCUCAGCGUCUCUGGAGCAUCCCCCAAGUCAGAUGACCUGUCCUAUGAGGUACGUUGGUACCUCACGCGGCUGAGAGGGGGGAACAAAGGCACCCUACUGGCCAGCGUGGACCGCUUCGGUCUGGUCAAGAAGGAGGCGCGCAACGCCAGCAGUGACGUGUCCCUGGAGCGCACAGACACACACGCCUACGCCCUGAACAUCCACGCCACCCAGGACAGCGACAGCGGGGAGUACCACUGCCAGGCCACGCCCUGGUACCUGUCUGCCUCCACAGGGGCCUGGACACACGGGGCAGAACUCACCUCUACCAGGGUGUUCCUCACUGUACGAUUCCCCAUGUGGGACUCUCUGAAGCUGCCUCUGCUGUACGGUUCUGUAGCCUCUGUGUCCGUGGGGCUCUUCUCUCUACUCCUGGGUUUCAUCUGUGCCCACUGCUGCUGCCGCAACACCACACACACACCCCGCACACGCAACAAACUCAUAGACCUGGAGAUGGAUUGACUAGCACAGGCCCGCUGGAGCGACCACCGCUUCUCCAGCUGAUGAACUACGAGCACGCGCACGUUACCGCGCCGGCACAUUACCACGGCAACGGCAGACAAUUGACCAAUCACAGCCCUUCGGGUGCGCUCCGUGGAGCUUUUAAGCGCACCAACGGGGGAGGAGGAGAGACAAUAGGACAUUUACUGUGGAGCUGUAGAGGGGGAAAAACACUGAACUGAACAAACUGCUAAAGAAGAGUGCAGGAUAUCUAGUCUGCCUAUGUGAACGUAUUGAUGUUAGGUAUUGCACAAAACAGCCCUGGAGUAUUCCUACCUUAGUAGACUUUCUCUACGUUUGUCCUCAACUAGUUUUUGAAAUGAGACUGCUUUUAAAUGGAGAUGUGUGUGUGUAUACUAUAUUUGUGUGGUUUGCCACACCUGAGGCUGGGAAAGAGCCGCUUUACCCGUUUUGUCCUGCCCUAUUCAUGGUGUGAUGUCAUAUCCUGGUGUGAUGUCAUUUCAAUGACUCAACAGCAACUAGGCAGGUUCCCCGGUGAACAUUGAUGACCUCAGAGGCUCUCCUCUAGAGAGAGUGAAUGACACUAAGGAUCCAAACCUCACCUGCUGUAACCCCCUACACUGACACUGGUGCUACCCCCACUGUGAAUGACAUUGAUGUUAUGUUGUGCCUAGGGUUUAUAUGGGGCAGGUUGAAGAGCAAGCUGGCCAUUAAGAGAAUGGAUUGUGACUGAAAGGAGUGGUAUGAUAUGGACUAACAGUCAGAGGGAGAGAUCGUUUAUUUAGGUAGCAUACUGGAUUAAUGCGUGGAACCAGCUGGAACCUGCUGUCCUCCACACACUAUCCCAGCCAAUGCCUGACUCUAGCUGAAGGAGUCCCAAAGUGGCUUCCUCGUCUCCUCUCCUUCAUCUGCACUGAUCAAUAAACACAGGAUGGAUCUAAGCAAUAUAAUGGUUGAAGCCUACCCGUUUCAUUCACAUCAAUGCAGAUUAAGUGAAGAAGACGGGACGAGGAAGCCAGAGCAUGGAGAUACACCCGUGGAAUGCAAUGGAGAAGGAUUAGAGAGAGAACUGUUAACAAACCCAUUCCUGAAAGGAACGUCCAUCUCACCUCCCAAUUUAGUAGGGCCCAGCAGUCCUUAGGGAGUCUUCUUCCCCUGUCUCUGGUACAGUACAAUACACUCCAUAUACUGCCAACACUCAACAUACUGACAUGCACAACAACAGUUAAACACACACUGCUUGAUCGAGCACUCCUCUUACCCAAUGCCAUGUACCCCAACAUCUACAAAUAAAAUCACACUCCUCCCGCACACACACAACCCUACACACACACUGUCCUGUAUACACACUGCCAAUGUAACCCUGUGUGAAUGCACAUCUUGUGAGGCACCAGCUGUAUCUAGGUUCUGGCCAGGUACCAACUGGGUCUUUGGCUCUGGGAUCUGACCUGGUUUAACUCACUAGCGCCACCGACGGGAGAAGAGCUGCUGUGUGCCGAUCAAUAAACCAGGGCCCUGUUAAAAUACUUAGAAAUUGCAUCCUUCCUAAUCUGACAUGACUGGAUUGGUGAAAGAGGUGUAGUGGAACCCUGGUUUACAGCUGCCAUACAUCUGUAUGAGAUCAGACAUGUACUUGAAGGAAAGAGUUGCAUUUUAUAGUAUUGGUAUCAGGCCUCGAGCUGUCCCACUGUGUGGGUGAAAGGUGUCCCUAAGCACUGACCCAAGGUCAGUUCUGUGUGCAACCUCGUAAUUAUUUAGUUCAGGUUUGGACUUGGGGAAGCUGAUCCGAGAUCUAUUCGAAGAACCUCCCUAAAGUCUAGAACCACAGACAGAUAGGACAACCGCCAACACAAAACACUGCAAGUUCUUUUUAAAGAUCCUUACUGUCAUUUUAUUUUUUGUAAUUUGAAAUAGAUUUCUAAGUCUUUUUGUAAAUGAUUGUAAAGCCCAAUAUGGAUUUUUAUCUGACAUGAAUAUCUUAUUCUGUGCCGAUGUUUCUCUGGGUGACGAUCAAUCAGGGUUUUUUAUGAUUCGCCUCUGCUUCCAGGCCUCUGAAAAACUUCAAAUAUUUCUGCCAGAAUAAAUGUUUUAUAACAGUA